This is a messenger RNA of Brassica napus (rape), 3434 nucleotides long. Its product is annotated as zinc finger CCCH domain-containing protein 46. The transcript is spliced from 10 exons. The record is from RefSeq and is a predicted model, not a curated record. Gene Ontology annotation, molecular function: RNA binding; metal ion binding. The coding region runs from base 1556 to 3145 and encodes 529 amino acids. Lineage: Eukaryota; Viridiplantae; Streptophyta; Magnoliopsida; Brassicales; Brassicaceae.
UUAACGUAAGGCGCGUGGAGUUCAGUGUCCAAACGAAAUGAAAAAGGGCUAGUGUCAGAGAACGUGCAAUGCAACCAUCUUUUGUUUUUUUUAGGCUUUAAAACUGUUCACAAUCUCUCUCUUCUCCUCUUCUUCAACUCGUGAAAAGACCAUAGAGUUUUCUCCUGAUCCCAAAUCCGGAAGAAGCUUCCUCAUGGCGCAGAUCUAUUCUCUCAACAUACACAACUAAAGAGCAGUAAACGUCAGUCACCUGCAGAAGUUUUCACUCUUGUUGUACUGAUAAGAUAAUGUUCUCCACAGAGAAUCUCAAGAGUUGAUCAUUUUGACUUUUUCAGGAAACAGUAGGUGAAGGUAAAGUAUUAUAAAAAGAUAGGUUUUAAAGAAAUUGUAGUUUAUACAAAACUUGUUAGGAGAGAGAAAGGAGAUCUAAGAGAGAAAGGAGAGAGAAAGGAGAUCUAAGAGUUUUCUCCGGCGUACGGCCGGCGCGUGAGCGUCCGUGCCGUCGCCGGAAACCUUAUUCUUUUUCAAAGAGGUUUCUUUUCGCCUCUUCUUCGUCGCGUCUCACCGAUCGCUUUGUCGGAGCUCUGGAUUGGAACCAUCCUUCAACGGUGGUUUCCUUGCGUGGAGGGAAGACGCGGUCGCGUGGAGGCUCACGGCGUGAGAAGAGAGGCUUGCAUGUGUCAGUGGUCUGGGAGAUGGAGGCUAUCACAGAUCCGUCGACGUCGGUUUGUUCUCCGGGAGGUGGAGGCUUCCUUAGCUUCGCCGCCGCCGGUUCUAGUUCCCGGAAAGGGGAGGCUUUCUUUGCUCCGUUUUUGCCGGUUUUGGCUCCGGAGGGUAGGGGCUCACAUAGCUCUACGCUGUCGGUUUAGGUCCCCGUUCUCUUUUGGGGUUUUUUUCUUGGUCUUGUUUUGUUUGGAUUGGGUGAAAUUUGCGGUGUGGUUCUUGUCGUUAGGAUGGUUGUUCGGAUUUGAAGGGAUGAGCUAUCGGUAGCCGAUGAAGCUCUCCAUCGAUGGAGACGACGACAGGAGAAGGAAAGCAGUGUGUUUGAGACUCGGGCUUGAUAUGCCCAGUAGGCGAGUUGUGAUUGGGAUGAUAUCGCGGUUAGUCCGCUGAUGCUCUCCGUGACAAGCGCGACGGAUGAGAGCCGUUCGACGGUAACCGCCGGGAUGAGAUGAGGCGUGAUUAGGUUAAGCCGACAAGAGUUCCUAGGUUAGGGCAGUGUCGGGGUUUGGGUUUAUGGGCCUGUGGGCCGGUUUCUCUAGGGUUUGGCAGGUUGUGGUAAUUGGGCCGUGAGCCUUUUAUCUUGUAAUUUUCUUGGGCUGAGCCCUUUCUAUUUUAAUGAAAUAUUGACGGAAAAAAAAAAAAGAAAUUGUAGUUUAGAAAAGAAAAACUAAACUCCAACACAAGAAACCAGAGAGACCUAUUAACGACAACAACCUCUCGAUACACAAGACAACAAACACUCACUCUCUCUCUCUAUCUCUACAAAAAGAAUCACUCUUUCCCUUAUUCUUCUCUCUACUCUAACUCAAAAGAGAGAGAGAGAAAAAAAGCCAUGGAUGGGUAUGAAGCAACUAGGAUUGUGCUCUCUCGUAUCCAAGCGUUAGACCCAGAUAACGCAUCAAAGAUCAUGGGUCUUCUCCUUCUCCAAGACCACGGCGAGAAAGAGAUGAUAAGACUAGCUUUUGGUCCAGAGAAUCUUGUUCAUUCUGUGAUAGUGAAAGCCAAGAAAGAGUUAGGUCUCAUGAGCUGUUCAAGGCCUCUUUGGAGCCAAGAGGAGUUAAUAAGCCCUAAGAACAACACUCGUGGCUCUUCUCUCAACCCUGCUUCUCUGCCCUUCUACGCUAACGGAGGAGGAAGAUCUUUUAAGGAUAUGACCAACGAGUUCGAGUUCAUGGAUGAUGUGAACUUGGGCUCUGUGCAUGCCAGAAGCGGUAGCUGCGGUUUUGACGGUUUAGGGUUUGGUGAAUCUGAUUUAGGGUUUGGUGGCGUGCCCUGUUCUUAUUUCGCUAGAGGCUUCUGCAAAAACGGGAGUAGCUGUAGAUUCGUUCACAGUGAUGGAGGAGGUGAGCUCGUUGGCUCUCCGAGUAGAAUGGAGCUUCUUAGGUCUAACUCGGUACCUCCAAGACUCGCUCACCAGUUCAUGACUCGCUCUUCUUUCUCUCCUAAAGGUGUUAACUUGCAGAACAGUGAUGCUCAAAGAGCUGCUGCUGCUGCUUUGAUGAUGGGAGAUGAAUUUCAGAAGGUUGGAAGAUGGAGGCCUGAGAGGAUUGAUCUCUCAGCUAUGGCUUGUCCUGCUUCGAGACAGAUCUAUCUGACAUUUCCUGCCGACAGUAGGUUCAGGGAGGAAGAUGUGUCCAAUUAUUUCAGUACUUUUGGACCAGUUCAAGAUGUGAGGAUACCAUAUCAGCAAAAGAGGAUGUUUGGGUUUGUGACAUUCUUGUACCCUGAGACUGUCAAGAGCAUUUUAGCCAAAGGGAACCCUCACUUUGUGUGUGAUUCAAGGGUUCUUGUUAAGCCUUACAAGGAGAAAGGCAAAGUCCCUGACAAAUACAGAACUAACCAAACAACAGAGCUAGAAUUGUCCCCAACAGGGCUUGAUUCUAGCCCCAGGGAUGUUUUAGGAGGGAGAGGGUUCUAUAACAACGCCCAAGAUGUUAUGUGGAGGAGUAAAUUUGAAGAAGAGAUUCUUGAGCUUCAAAGCAGAAGGCUAAUGAAUAUGCAGCUUCUUGACGUCAAGAAUCAUUUCCAGCUCAAUUCUUCCUCUACACACAUUCAUUCUCCAAAUCCUUUUAGCCAGACACUUGUGUCUCCACGCCCGGGGGCGGUUAAAGCAGGAGGAGAGAUAGGGAAAGGAAGUUCCAAAGAAGGAUCUGAUGAUGAUACAAUAAAUCUACAAGAGAAGUUGGAGGAAUGCUUGCCAGAUAGUCCAUUUGCAUCUUCCACUAAUCAUUUGUUUCUGUUUGCUGAUUCUGUGGACAAUAAUGGAUCAGAUCUGUGGUCGCCUUCUUCUGAUAAUGAUGAUAAUUCAACUCCUUCUACACUCUCUGACUCCUUCAACUCUUUCAACUGCCAAAUGCCUAGGUCACCUGCAUUUGGGAUGUUACCCGGUAGGGGAGGACCAGCAUGUCGUGUUGGGAUAUAAACAGGAAGAGAGGUGAGAAAGAAAGAAAGAAAGAAACUGAGGUAAGUUAAAAACUAAUAAUAUAGACUCUUAAUAACAAAAGAUGCAGAGGUAUAAAAGUAAAGCAGGAACAUUUGAUGUAAGAGGUAGAGAAGUGAAGAGAAGAAAAAAAAGAUUGUUGUACCAUUUCUCUAGUUUUAAUGUGUAAUGUUGAUGGACCUCAGAAGAUGAUGUAAUAUGAUAUAACAUAAAUAUAUAGGACAAGAAGUGUAAUCUCUCUAAAGAUUUACAAAAGAAAGAGAUUACAAUA